UAGGAAAUGGAGCCUAGAAGAAUCCUCACACAGACCCUAUUUGUGUUCUUUCUUACCACCGGACUAAAUGAAGGAAAGCAUGGUGCAAAGUUGUAUUCAGGACUGCCUGCAUUGAAAUUAGACCAGGCAAGUCUUACGGUCCAUAACCUGCUACCAACUGGCGUUGAUGUCCUCUACACCUCUGAUUACUGCUACAAGUGUCUGUACCAGCCCCUGGUCAGUGUUCUAAAUGGUCCCCAGAAUGCAUCUGUCGUGGUCAGCACCGUCCUCACUCUGACACUGCAGUUACAACCAAUGGGCAGAAACACAACUCUCUGCAGGUGGAGUCAGUUGUAUGAAGAAGCUGGCCGUUACUCUGUCUGGAUCCAAGGGUCAGAAUCUCCCGUCAACGUCAUCUGCUAUCAUACUGUGGAUGUCAGUCCAAAUAACAUCUAUUUCCCUCUGUUGGUGGCAGCUCUUCUACUGGCACUUAUUGCUCUCCUGUGUGUCGUUGCUCCCAACCUGUACAGGAGGCGCUGUACGACAAAGCUUAUCAAGACCAUUUGCUGCAAAGGCCCACAACAUGCAAUGGAUGAUGAGGUUAACACUGCCCAACCAAAAGCAACACGACUGCGCUCAUUGGACACUUUCCGAGGACUUUCCCUGACAAUCAUGGUUUUUGUUAACUAUGGAGGUGGAGGGUACUGGAUAUUUGAACAUGCACCAUGGAAUGGUCUUACUGUGGCUGAUCUUGUGAUGCCUUGGUUUGUGUUCAUCAUUGGGACUUCUGUGGUAUUGGCCUUCACCUCCAUGCGGAAAAAGGGAGUUGGCCGUUGGCAGCUAAUACGCAAGCUAACCUGGAGAACUGUGGUCCUCAUCCUUAUCGGCUUUUGUUUCAUGAACUACUCUCCAAAGGAUGGAUUAUUAUCUUGGUCUUGGCUUAGAAUCCCUGGAGUCCUCCAGCGUCUGGGAUUCACCUACUUCAUACUGUCUCUGAUGCAGUCUUUCUGGGGCAUGGGAGAGAUCCCACUGAGCGGGGAUCGCUGGUGGGACCCUGUCCAGGAUGUGGUCUUGUAUUGGCCAGAGUGGAUCUUCAUUAUUCUCCUUGAGACAUUAUGGCUGUGUCUCACCUUCCUACUGCCUGUGCCUAACUGCCCCACAGGUUAUUUGGGGGCUGGUGGGAUUGGGGAUAAUGGCCUAUAUCCCAACUGUACUGGGGGAGCAGCCGGGUACAUUGACAAGUGGUUAUUGGGUGAUAACAUCUACCAUUGGCCAACGUGCAAGGCCAUGUAUCGUACUACCCAGCCCUUUGACCCAGAGGGGGUUCUGGGUACUAUCAACUCCAUUGUCAUGGGAUUCAUGGGGAUGCAAGCGGGAAAAAUUCUACUUUUUUACAGGAAAAAGGAUGUCAGCAUCCUCUCCCGAUUCCUAGUAUGGGCCAUCCUCCUGGGAAUCUCCACAGCCAUCCUUUCUAAGUGCACGCGAGACGAAGGAUUUAUACCUGUCAAUAAAAACCUUUGGUCUCUGUCGUAUAUCACCUGCAUGGGCUGUUUCUCUUUCCUCCUGCUGGGAGUCAUGUAUUUCAUCAUGGACGUUAAGGCCUGGUGGGGCGGCCAACCCUUCAUUUACCCAGGGAUGAACUCCAUCUUUGUGUACGUGGGCCACUCUCUCCUGGGGUCCUACUUCCCCUUCAGCUGGGAGAUGCGCUUCGUGGACAGCCACUGGGAGAAGCUGUUCCAGAGCCUGUGGGCCACCUCCCUCUGGGUCCUCAUCGCUUACCUGUUAUACAGGAAGAAGUUCUUUCUCAAAAUCUAAUAGCGCUACAAUCCAACUCCUUUCAUUCACUGUCUGAUUUCAUUCUGAGCCAUUGUUGUGAGAAUUAUUGCAAAUGCUUGAUUUUAUUGGUUUACUGUAAAGUGUGUUGUGAUUUUAAAUGCACUUUAAAUAAAGUUUGUUUUGAUUUGA
Coregonus clupeaformis (lake whitefish) is the source of this 1944-nucleotide messenger RNA. RefSeq lists its product as uncharacterized. The transcript is spliced from 18 exons. The record is from RefSeq and is a predicted model, not a curated record. Lineage: Eukaryota; Metazoa; Chordata; Actinopteri; Salmoniformes; Salmonidae. The coding region runs from base 7 to 1794 and encodes 595 amino acids.